Cuculus canorus (common cuckoo) is the source of this 7999-nucleotide messenger RNA. It is a transcript of the gene PHC1, whose product is annotated as polyhomeotic homolog 1. NCBI's taxonomy places the organism in Eukaryota, Metazoa, Chordata, Aves, Cuculiformes, Cuculidae. Gene Ontology annotation, cellular component: nucleus; PRC1 complex. The record is from RefSeq and is a predicted model, not a curated record. Gene Ontology annotation, molecular function: protein binding; zinc ion binding. Bases 566 to 3553 code for a protein of 995 amino acids. The transcript has 15 exons.
GAGUCAAGUGAUUUAAUAAAUAGAGUUUUGUACAAGGAGGGCAAGAUGCUCUUGGAGGAGGAGAGAUGAUGAAGUCCAUGCUGUUUUCUGUGAGAAUAACCUAUGCUUAAAUGGGCUUACAGUGAUGUGGAGCUGGCAUCCUUAGAUGAACUUGUUCGUGGAAAUACUGUGCCUUUUCACUUUUGUGAUCGGAAAGGGUUUUGCUGGAUAACUAUCCUUGCUAUGAGUGACUUAAAAUUCUUAAUGGUCCCUCUGCAAAGAGAGUAUGCUUCUCUAUCCGUGCCCUUAAAAGGCGUUUUGCCUACACAGAGACCAAAAUUUUUUGAUGCCUCUCAUCCCAGAGGUGUUUCAGUAGGACGGUGUUUGUGACCUGAUUUUAAGAUUCAGAUCAAUGUGGAACUCUCAAAAAUGCUGGAAAUUUUAAGAAGCAAUGCUGCUCUUUACUGAGGAAACACAUCGGUGGAGUGGAGCAGCAAGUCAGAAGCCAGAUUUCUCCUUCUGGUGCAGCUGUUAAGAGUAAGGAUCUGGAUUCCAUCUCAGCCUGAGUUCCUGGAAUCCUGUCACCAUGGAGACUGAAAGUGAGCAGAACUCCAGCUCUACCAGCGGGAGCUCCAGUUCUGGAGGAAGCACCCGUCCUCAGAUAUCGCAGAUGUCUCUCUAUGAGCGCCAGGCAGUACAGGCCCUGCAGGCACUCCAGAGACAGCCCAAUGCAGCGCAGUACUUUCAUCAGUUUAUGCUCCAGCAGCAGCUUAACAGUGCCCAGCUUCACAGCCUGGCUGCUGUCCAGCAGGCUACAAUUGCAGCCAGUAGACAGGCCAGCUCACCCAACACCAGCACCCCACAACAGACCACUACCACCCAGGCCUCUAUCAACCUAGCCACCACUUCAGCUGCUCAGCUGAUCAGUCGGUCUCAAAGCGUGAGCUCCCCCAGUGCCACAACCUUAACGCAGUCUGUGCUCCUUGGGAAUACCACGUCGCCACCUCUCAACCAGUCACAGGCCCAGAUGUACCUCCGGCCACAGCUGGGGAACCUGUUGCAGGUAAACCGGACCUUGGGCCGCAACGUGCCUCUUGCAUCCCAACUCAUCCUGAUGCCCAACGGGGCCGUGGCCGCUGUCCAGCAGGAGGUGCCACCUACUCAGUCUCCUGGGGUCCAUGCAGACACAGACCAGGUGCAGAACUUGGCUGUGAGGAGCCAGCAGACCUCGGCCACUAAUGCCCAGCUCCAGGGCUCUGCUCAGAAGGCAGCUCUGCCAGGAAGCUCCCAGGCUUCGGGCUUACCACAGGCCACCAACACGGGCCAGACCUUGGCAGUGGCUCAGGCCUCCUCUGGCAGCACAGGCCAGUCCCUCAACUUGAGCCAGGGGGCAGCUGGCAGCAGUGGUGUCUCUGGGGGUGUGGUGGCAAGUGGUGGGAGCCAGACUUCAACGGGAUUGAGCCAAACCUCCUUGGCAGGUGCUGCUGGCAGUUGCCAAAGGAAAGGCACAGGAGUGGUUCAGCCAUUACCGGUAGCAGCUGCCCAGGCUGUGACUGUCAGCCAGGGAAGCCAGACAGAGGCAGAGAAUGCAGCCUCAAAGAAGGGUGAAACGGACAGCGGUGGACAGCAAACAGUGGGCAUGAACCUGACCAGGACGGCUACACCAGCACCCAGCCAGACACUGAUCAGUUCAGCCACAUAUACACAGAUCCAGCCACACUCGCUGAUCCAACAGCAGCAGCAGAUCCACCUGCAGAAGCAGGUAGUGAUCCAGCAGCAGAUUGCCAUUCAUCACCAGCAGCAGUUCCAGCACCGCCAGUCCCAGCUCCUUCACACAGCCACCCAUCUCCAGCUGGCCCAACAACAGCAACAGCAGCAAGCACCUUCUCUGACCCAACAGCAGCAGCAAGCUCAACCUCUGCAGCAGCAGGCUCCACCUCAAAACCAGCAGCAGGCUCAGACCCUUGUGGUGCAACCUAUGUUGCAGUCCCAGCCACAGCCAAUGCAGCUCCAGCAGGACAGUCCAUGCCAGCCAGCCACCAAGUCACCUGUUCCAAUUCAGUCAAAAUCUCUGGUCACUCCUAUCAAACCACCUCAGCUUGGGCCUGCUAAAAUGUCAGCAACUCAGCAGCCUCUACCACACAUCCCAGUGCAGGUGGUGGGUACUCGGCAGCAGGGCUCAGGCCAAGCGCAAGCGCUGGGUUUGGCUCAGAUUGCUGCAGCAGUGCCAACUUCCCGGGGAAUGCCAGCUGUGGUCCAGCCUGUUUCCCAUGCCCAUGCUGCUUCCUCGUCAUCAUCUUCAGGUCCAGCAUCUUCACAGGAAGCUCCUCCUGUCACUACAGGGGUGAAUUUGGCACAAGUUCAAGGCACAGCCCACAUGGUAAAGAGCCCAGCCUCCUCUCCAGUUGUAGCUCAGAUGCCAGCAGCAUUCUACAUGCAGUCUGUCCAGUUGCCAGCCAAAUCUCAGACCUUAGCAGUUAAGCGCAAAGCAGAGUCAGAGGAAGAGAAGGAGGAGUCACCCAGUGUCACUGCCCUCCUGCCUGCCAGGUCCUCUCCUGUAACAGACGGUCCCCAAAAUGUGGAAGAGAAGAGUGGCCUUGGAGAUAAAUCUGAUCCUGCUGCCAUUGCAACAACAAAUACUGCCUCAAGUGAAGGAGCAUCAGUCACCCCGACUUCUGCUCCCAACCCAAACCUGGCAAUGGUGUCACGUCAGAUAGGAGACUCCAAACCUCCACAAGCCAUUGUCAAGCCCCAGAUCCUCACGCACAUCAUUGAGGGCUUUGUCAUCCAGGAAGGAGCAGAACCCUUUCCGGUGGGUUGUUCUCAGCUGCUGAAAGAAUCUGAGAAACCGCUGCAGGGAGAGGCUCCUUCUGGCCAGAGUGAAAACCUGUCCAGCAAUUCUCUGGGAGGGGACAAUGCUUCUGUAGAGCUUGAUAAGAAGGCAAACUUGCUGAAAUGUGAAUACUGUGGGAAGUAUGCCCCAGCAACCCAGUUCCGUGGCUCCAAGAGGUUUUGUUCCAUGACCUGUGCUAAAAGGUACAAUGUCAGCUGCAGCCAUCAGUUUCGGCUGCAAAGAAAGAAAAUGAAGGAGUUCCAGGAAGCUAACUAUGUACGUGUUCGCCGACGGGGACCACGGCGCAGCAGCUCUGAAAUUGCUCGAACAAAGAUCCAGGGCAAGCGCCACAGGGGCCAAGAAGAUUCAAGUCGAGGCUCUGAUAACUCCAGCUAUGAUGAAGCUCUGUCUCCUACAUCUCCAGGACCGCUCUCAGUAAGGGCCAGUCAUGGAGACAGGGACCUGGCAAAUUCUAGUGUGGCCCCACCUACUCCAGAUCUACAUGGCAUCAACCCAGUCUUCCUGUCCAGCAGUCCCAGUCGUUGGAGCGUGGAGGAAGUGUACGAGUUCAUUGCAUCACUGCAAGGGUGCCAGGAGAUUGCUGAAGAGUUUCGGUCACAGGAAAUUGAUGGCCAGGCCCUGUUGCUUCUGAAGGAGGAACACCUCAUGAGCGCUAUGAACAUCAAGCUGGGACCAGCUCUCAAGAUUUGUGCCAAGAUCAAUGUCCUCAAAGAGACCUAACAGCUCUGAAGCCAGAGGUCUCAAUUUUGCUCUGACCCCAGGGCAACUGCCAGUUUUGGAGCAUCCUGUUGGGGCAGGGAAGAAUGGGACAGUCCCCUGUGGUCUUGCAUUCAAGAAGAAUGAGAAGAAAUGUAACUGAUUGAAACUGCCAUGCACAAGCCCACAUCUUGGUCUCUUAAUGGUGCUACAAGGGGAAGGAAAACCUGGGGCCUUGAAACAUGUUUCCUUCUUCCUGAUUUUGAAUAUGCCUCUCACAUAUACCCCAUAAAGAUGGGAAGGGGACCUCUUUCUGCUUUAGCAGGCUUCUGAAAGGGAACUGCCCUUGCUCCUUUUUGCUACAGAAAGUAUGCUAGAUCUUAGUUUUGAGUCUUGUGCCAGAACUUGAGGCAUAGGAACACCUGGCCCCAUAGGGACAUCGGGUGCAUUUAGGAAGGGGAACUAAAAAAUUCCAGGUGACAGAGGUGGAGAAACAAGAAUUUGAGCAAAAGGGGCUGCUGUUGUUCCGCUCUUCAGAAAAAUACCAAGGCUGUUCAUGAAUGAGGUUUAAUAGCCAUUCCAGCGUGCAUACCAAACUUGAAGGCCUGUGGCAAUAGGAGCUGCCUUACCUUUACUGCCUGCUAUAGAGAUGCAGAGUGAAGAGAAAGUGUUGCAGCAGCUAUUCACUCCAGGUGCCACUCUCUGAACCAGAGGGGAAUUUAUCCUGAGUACUUAUGACAAGGUGAUGGGAAGAUCGAAGGGGAGGGUUAGUAUCUUACAUUAGGGAACCUGCAGCAGUAGGUUUGUCUCCCCAUUGUGGUAGGGCAUGAUUUACAGAUCCAAAGCAGUCUCCAGGAGCACCAAGGCUCUUUAUAAAAUGGGCUGGGGUUUUGGAUUUGUUUUGGGGUUUUUUUUUUUGGUUUUUUUUUUUUUAUUUUAUUUUUUUAUGUGUGUUCUUUUAUCAGUUUGUAUUAUUUUUGUGUCUGUCUUCAUUCUCAGGAGAGCUUUUGAGAUAAAGUUUAAGCUGGCAGGAUUGUAUUGCCCCUGCCUCAGGCUAUUUUUAUUUUUUCAUUUUUUUUUUGGUGAUGUUGCAAAACAAAUAUUUCUCAGUUUAAAACAAAACCACACCUUCCAACAACUGAAUACUGAUCCUUUAAUACUCCUUCUCCUUUCUAAGGGGUAGAAUUAUGUUACAGGCUGAGUCACUCCAUUUCUGCCCCUCUAGGUUUGGGUUUGUUUAUUUUUUAAGGACCAAAUAUGGUAUUCUGAACUCUUGUAACCAGAUUGCCAAAGGUGAAAACCUGGGCAGAGGAGUUCUCUUCCAGAAGCACCUCUGCUUCAAACAAAUAAACAGGGAAAAAAAAUGAAGAAAUUACACAAAGCACGAGGAGGUAAGUGCCCCCUAGAGCCAGAUACCUGAAAGCAAGAUGAUUUUAUGGAACUGGCUUUUCUGUUUUCAGAAGUUUCAAGUGAGUAUUGGUGAAACAUAAGAUUGUUUUCUUUGGAAAGCACCUACUGUUGUGGGAAAGCUGUAGUGGCAUGGGAGGAGGCCUAUUAGCACAGGUAGGAAAACAGGAGAGAUCUUUGGAACAGGGUCUUUAUGAAAUCAUGUUAGAAAAAGAGAAGAGGGAAAUGUCUUAGAGGAUGGAUAAAAUGAGGCAGCAGCUUCCUGGUCUUAACUGUACUGUUGAAUCUCACUUAACUGACAUCCUUGCUCCAGUGUGAGAAGAUAGGUCCAAACAAAGGUGCAUGUGCUUGUACCCUGAUAACACUAUUUGGUCUGAUGUAAACUGCAGGGAAGGGAAGGGGUAAGGUUAGAAUCUCUUAACUGCAGUCAGCAGAGGAAGGCUGCUGCCCUUAAACUAUUUUGUCCUUAGCAGGCUGGGUAUGAUCAAACUUCUGUUUAGAUUGAGCCUUGGCAGGACAGACAGGCACCUACACUGCCUAUGUUACUAGCUUCUUCUGAGAACUGGACUUCAUUUCAGUCGAAGGGGAUGGUUUCAUUUCUUCAUUUCAUGUUUAAUGUUCUUAAUAAAAAAUGCUUGUUCAGGCUUUGCCAGUCUGCCUGCUUCAUCCCCGCUUGCUCCUGAGCAUUAACCUACUGUUUGAAAAGUAUGACCUUCAUCAAAAAGUUAUAGAAUCAUAGAAUAGUUCCAGUUGGAAGGGACCUUAAAGAUCAUCUCAUUCCAACCACCCUGCCAGGCUCCACCUUCCACCAGACCAGGCUGCCCAAGGCCCCAUCCAGCCUGGCCUUGAACACUUCCAGGGAUGGGAUAUCCACAACUUCCCUGGGCAACCUGUUCCAGUGUCUCACCACUGUCAUUGUGAAGAAAUUCCUCCUAGUCUAAAUCUAGUCUAAAUCUUCCCCUCUCCAGUUUAUACCCAUUGUCCCUUGUCCUAUCACUACAUGCCUUUGUAAAGCGUCCCUCUCUAGCUGUCUUGUAGGCCCCCUUCAGGUAGUGGAAGGUCGCUACAACAUCUCGGAGCCUUCUCCAGGCUGAACAAGCCUAACUCAGCCUGUCCUCGUGUGGAAGGUGCUGCAGUCAUCUGAUCAUUCUUGUAGCCCUCCUCUGGACCCAUUUCAACAGUUUUGUAUCCUCCUUUUGUUGAGGAUUCCAGAACUGGACACAGCACUUCAGAUGAGGUCUCUCAAGAGAGGAAUAUGGGCAGAAUCACCUCCCUUGACCUGCUGGCCAUGCUUCUUUUGAUGCAGCCCAGGAUAUGGUUGGCUGCCUGGGCUGCGAGCCCGCCUGCUUGUGUCAAGCUUCAUAUCGGUCAGCACGCCCUAGUCCUCAAUCCUCCUCUCAAUCACAUCAUCCCCCAUCUUGUAUUGAAACUGCAGAUUGCCCUGACCCAGGUGUAGGACCUUGCACUUGGCCUUGUUGAAUCUCAUGAGGUUCUCACAGGCCUGCCUGUCCAUCUUGUUCAGGUCCCUCUGGAUGACAUCUUGUCCUUCUAGUGUGGCAACUGCACCACUCAGCUUGGUGUCAUCUGCAAACUUGCUGAGGGUGCUCUUGAUCUUGCUGUCUAUAUCAUUGAUGAAGAUAUUCAACAGCACUGGUCCCAGUACGGACACCUGAGGGACACCACUUGUCACAGAUUCCCAUCUGGACUUCAAGCCAUUGACCACUACUCUCUGAAUACAACCAUCCGACUACUUAGCCACUAAACAGUCCAUCCAUCAAAUCCGUCUCUCUCCCAUUUAGAGAGAAGGAUGUUGUUGGGGACUGUGUCAAAGGCUUUACAAAAGUCUAGAUAGAUCAUAUCCACAGGUUUUCCUGUGUCCACUGCUGCAGUUGCCUAAUCAUAGAAAGCCACUAGGUUGGUUAUACAGGACUUGCCCCUGGUGAAGCCAUGCUGCUGGCUGCCAUUAAUCACCUCCGUGUUCUCCAUGUGCUUUAUCAUAGCUUCUAGGAGGAUCUGUUCCGUGAUCUUCCCAGGCAUGGAAAUGAGGCUGAUAGGUUGAUAGUUCUCAGGGUCAUCUUGUCUACCUUUUUAAAGACGGGAGCAAUAUUACCCUUUUUCCAGUCACCAGGGACUUCUGACUGCCAUGACUUUUCAAAUAUCACGGAGAGCGGCUUCACAACCACAUCAGCCUCGGGACUCUGGAAUGCAUCUCAUCAGGUCCCAUAGACAUAUAUGUUCAGGUUCCCUAGGUGGUCAUUUUUAUCUUAAUUUUUAUUGCUCCAGGGAAAUAGAAAGCAUGGGAAACUUCUUAUCUGUAACUACCUGAACUUUUUGAGUUUGUUUACCGUGGGCAUAUGCCUCCCUCUUAAGCCCUAAGGGAACUGGAGUGAUACAUGGUUGCAACACUGAAAAGAAAAGAUCCCUUCCUGGUAAAAGUAGUUACAAAGUAACGCACAAGGUAUCACGCACUAAGGACCCCUCAUCCUUGGAUAAGUAUGAUGCUCUGGCACCAAAAAAAGCUUGUGUUACAUCAGCACGCUUCACCAUUUUUUUUUUGGUCAUUUUAUUUUUGAAAGUUGUGUUUUGUACAAAAAAAAAUUACCUUAAACACCACCAUGGAAAACAGUAACAUACUUGGUGACUUCCUAUUUUUCCCAUGUUAGGAGAAAGAUUGAGACUGUAACAUAAGUCAAAGGAAGCAGGAACUGUCUGCCCAGUCUAAACCCAGCAAGAAAGCAGGGCCAUCCCUUUUCCUUCAACAACACUGCUCAGACUGCUUUGGCAGAAUUAAAAUACACAAACCUUGUUUGUAGUUUGCCAUUAGCAGUAGUGUCUUGCUUAUUUACAGUAUGUCCUCAACAGUGACAGCCUACAGUAGGGCAGAGUGGGAUUGCUUAGAGUCUAGCUCCUCCCAUAAAAACCAAUUAAAAAUCAAAGUGCCAAAUUCCUGAAGGUUCCCAUCAAGUCUCAGAACUCAGCUGUUGCUGCUUUUCAGCAGGGCCCCUGGAGAAUGUUCUUUCUCACUCCCAGCCAGUGGCAGUAUGCAAGUACCAUCUGCACAGG